GGAUGAUGAACUUUAACCAAUAAGAAAAUAAUGAAAUAGGAUAUGAAUUAGGAUAAAUAGAGUGAAUUCCUUUGAAUGAAUUCAUAGAAUAACUAAACUUGAUUUAGUAAACACUUUGUAAUAAAAGGAAAAAGUAUAUAUAUAUAUAACUGUCAAGAUGCGGAUACAUUCAAUAUCAACAUUUGCAUUGAUUAUCAUUUGUGUAUUCAUCACAAAUAGUCUAUUGGUAAAUGGACAAAUGGCUGAAUAUUAUAUGAAUGAUGAAAUGCCACAAGUGAAUACAUAUGAAAAUAUGUAUCCAAGAUAUAUUCAACGUCAUAGAUCACAACAUUAUAAACGAGGUGGAAUGUAUGGUGGAUUAUUAGGGAAAUAAUCAAUCAAUAAUUCAUCAUUUAUCAUUAACUAAUUAUAUUUAUUUAUUUCAUCAUUUCAAAUAAAGAAAAGAAAAUUUGUAACCUUUAAAUAAAUUUUAAAGAAAAA
This is a messenger RNA of Schistosoma bovis, 480 nucleotides long. NCBI's taxonomy places the organism in Eukaryota, Metazoa, Platyhelminthes, Trematoda, Strigeidida, Schistosomatidae. The record is from the annotation of a GenBank genome assembly.